This is a messenger RNA of Spea bombifrons (plains spadefoot toad), 1241 nucleotides long. It is a transcript of the gene DECR1, whose product is annotated as 2,4-dienoyl-CoA reductase 1. The coding region runs from base 13 to 1026 and encodes 337 amino acids. Gene Ontology annotation, molecular function: 2,4-dienoyl-CoA reductase (NADPH) activity. The transcript has 10 exons. The record is from RefSeq and is a predicted model, not a curated record. Gene Ontology annotation, biological process: fatty acid beta-oxidation. NCBI's taxonomy places the organism in Eukaryota, Metazoa, Chordata, Amphibia, Anura, Pelobatidae. Gene Ontology annotation, cellular component: mitochondrion.
CGAUAUCUUGCUAUGGCGGCAACUUUAGCAGCUUUGGUGCGCCCAGCUCUGCUACGGACAGCACGGUCGUGUCAGGGUGUCAGGGUAUUCAGCAAUGGAACCCCAGUUCUAUCAAAUGAAAACAAGGAGCCUGCCCAAGCCAAGUUCUUUCCUCCUCUCAUGAAUGCAAUGCUGCCUCCUGAUGCGUUCAAAGGAAAAGUGGCGUUUAUCACAGGUGGUGGCACGGGUCUCGGAAAGGGGAUGACAACCGCCUUAUCUAGACUGGGAGCUGAAUGUGUGAUAUCUAGCAGAAAACUAGAUGUUUUGAAGCAAACAGCAGAGGAGAUCACAUCUCUAACAGGAAAUAAGGUUCAUCCUCUCCAGUGUGAUGUUAGAGACCCGGAAUCUGUUAAGAAAGCAGUGGCAGAGUUAAUUAAAGUGGCAGGACACCCAGAUGUUGUGAUAAACAAUGCAGCAGGGAACUUUAUUUCUCCUUCCGAAAGGCUCUCUGCAAAUGCCUGGAGAACCAUAACGGACAUUGUUCUUAAUGGCACAGCUUACGUAACACUCGAGGUCGGGAAGGAACUAAUUAAGGCUGGAAAAGGAGCAGCAUUUCUGGCCAUAACAACAAUUUAUGCGGAGAGCGGGUCUGGCUUUGUUGUUCCCAGUGCCUCUGCUAAGGCAGGAGUAGAAGCUCUAUGCAAGUCCCUAGCUGCAGAGUGGGGAAGAUAUGGUAUGAGAUUUAACGUAAUACAGCCCGGUCCAAUAAAAACUAAGGGUGCUUUCAGUCGGCUGGAUCCAACUGGAGCGUUCGAGUCACUGAUGUUGAAGAGGCUACCGUGUGGACGCUUUGGAACACCGGAGGAAAUCGCAAAUCUUGCGACUUAUCUCUGCAGUGACUACGCAAGCUGGGUCUCCGGGGCAAUCAUUAGAAUGGAUGGUGGAGAAUAUGUGUUUAUGGCAGGAGAGUUUAAUAGCUUGCAAAAGGUUACAAAAGAACAAUGGGACAUUAUGGAAAAAAUGAUCAGGAAUACGAAGGGGUCCUAAAACUGCUUUUGGUGAUACAGAGCCGUAGUGCCUUUAUACCAAAAAGAAUGUUUAUAUAAAUAUAUGGAGAGCUUCUUUAAGGAGGAAUAUCACUGGGGGAACCCAAAUAUAGACACAAAAAGAUACAAUUCAAAUAUAUAAAAUGUACUAUGGAAUAAAAAAAAACAAAUUGUGUUUGGUGAUAUUGUGACGAAAAAUAAAGAAAAGAUCUAGAA